GCAUUGGAAAACCUAGUUUGGAAGAAGAAUAAAGAUAUGGUUGAUGCUGAACUACAACAGCUGAGGAUGAAGCGGCGAGCGUCAGACAGAGGAGCUGGGGAAACAUCCGCAAAGGCAAAGGCUCUUUGUACAGGGAUUUCUGGAAGUAAUGCCAAGAGAGCAGGCCCUUUCAUCCUAGGUCCACGUUUAGGUAACUCCCCGGUGCCAAGUAUUGUUCAGUGUUUGGCAAGAAAGGAUGGGACAGAUGACUUCUAUCAACUAAAGAUUCUUACCUUGGAGGAAAGGGGUGACAAAGGAAUAGAAACCCAGGAGGAGCGACAGGGCAAGAUGCUGCUGCACACAGAGUACUCUCUCCUUUCCCUUCUGCACAAUCAGGAUGGAGUGGUUCACCAUCAUGGGCUCUUUCAGGACCGAACUUGUGAAAUCAUAGAAGAUCUGGAAACCAACAGAAUGGUCAGGAAGAUGAGGAAGCGCAUUUGCCUUGUUUUAGACUGUCUCUGUGCUCACGAUUUCAGUGACAAGACAGCAGAUUUAAUCAACCUGCAGCAUUACGUCAUUAAAGAGAAGAGACUCAGCGAACGGGAGACUGUUGUUAUAUUCUACGAUGUGGUACGAGUGGUGGAAGCAUUACACAAGAAAAAUAUUGUGCACAGAGACUUGAAACUAGGAAACAUGGUGCUAAACAAAAGGACUCACCGAAUAACCAUAACAAACUUCUGUCUUGGAAAGCACCUAGUGAGCGAAGACGACCUGCUGAAGGAUCAGCGAGGGAGCCCCGCGUACAUCAGCCCAGACGUUCUCAGUGGUCGGCCGUAUCGUGGGAAACCCAGCGAUAUGUGGGCACUGGGCGUGGUGCUCUUCACCAUGCUGUACGGCCAGUUUCCCUUCUAUGACAGCAUACCUCAGGAGCUCUUCCGCAAAAUCAAGGCUGCCGAGUACACCAUCCCUGAAGAUGGGCGGGUUUCUGAAAACACUGUGUGUUUGAUCCGAAAACUGCUGGUGUUGGAUCCGCAGCAGCGUCUCACGGCCUCCGAAGUACUGGAAUCCCUCAGCUCCAUCAUAGCAUCGUGGCAGUCCAUGUCCUCACUAAGUGGCCCUUUGCAAGUGGUGCCUGAUAUUGAUGACCAGGUGACUAACCCAGAAACCCCCCAAGAGGCGAAGGUGACCGAAGAGUGCUCGCAGUACGAGUUUGAGAACUACAUGAGGCAGCAGCUGCUCCUGGCUGAGGAGAAGAACACGCUGCACGAGGCGAAGAGCUUCCUGCAGAAGCGGCAGUUUGGGACCAUCCCGCCCGUGCGGCGCCUGGGGCAUGAUGCCCAGCCCAUGAACCCUUUGGAUGCUGCCAUCCUGGCCCAGCGAUACCUUCGGAAAUAG
Emys orbicularis (European pond turtle) is the source of this 1374-nucleotide messenger RNA. It is a transcript of the gene STK40, whose product is annotated as serine/threonine kinase 40. Gene Ontology annotation, molecular function: ATP binding; protein kinase activity. Gene Ontology annotation, biological process: protein phosphorylation. The transcript has 11 exons. The record is from RefSeq and is a predicted model, not a curated record. NCBI's taxonomy places the organism in Eukaryota, Metazoa, Chordata, Testudines, Emydidae. Bases 37 to 1374 code for a protein of 445 amino acids.